UUAUUGGUCAGCUGUUCUUAUAGAGGCACGGGAUUGGUCCGGAGGUGAUUGUCGUCAGCGAAGUCGGAAAACAAUAAACACACGGUUAAAUGGUAGUAGGUCACUUACAGUCUCCGAAAUGCCAACGUCUCCAGUGAAAACCCGGGUCCCCCUCAGCAGCUUUGGUCAUCUCAUCACAGAGGUGAAGAAGCAGCUGUUUGGCAUCAAAGGACCCUCAUCUGUGCAGCUGACCGGUUGGAGGAAAUACUUCAAUAGCUACACACUGCAGGGCCGCAGAAAUUGUGUCUUGGCUACUUAUGGGGUCCUGGGGGCCACAGCUGCAGCGUUCCUGAUGCACAAGCAAAACAAAGAUGGAAGGCAGAUGUCUGCCUCCACGCACUGAAACUGUACGAUUCUUGAAGCUCUGAGCUGUUGACUGAGUGUUUUAUCAUGUCAAUAAAGGCUACACUCAUGCUGC
Gambusia affinis (western mosquitofish) is the source of this 457-nucleotide messenger RNA. RefSeq names its product ATP synthase membrane subunit K, mitochondrial-like. NCBI's taxonomy places the organism in Eukaryota, Metazoa, Chordata, Actinopteri, Cyprinodontiformes, Poeciliidae. The transcript has 4 exons. The coding region runs from base 119 to 382 and encodes 87 amino acids. The record is from RefSeq and is a predicted model, not a curated record.